GUAGGUAGUGAAUUGCAAAUUCUUGACAUGACAGAAGAACAGGACUCCCCCAACCCUGGAGAUCUGAUCGAGAUCAAACGAGGACCUUAUGAGCACUGGGCCCUCUACAUGGGGGAUGGAUAUGUCAUCAAUCUCACACCUCUAGAUGAAGAAGCCACAACCCUGUCAGCCAGCAGUGGGUCAAUACGCACCAGAAAGGCCAGAGUUCAAAAGGAACUCCUGAAGGUGGCCAGAAAUGACUGGGCUGUCAACAACAUGUGUGAUAGUUUCCGCACGCCUCUGCCCGUGGAGGAGAUCAUCUGGCGUGCUGAGCGUUGCAAUGGCAAGGAUGUGACAUAUGAUGUGCUUGGUAGACGCUCUGAGGAGUUUGUGACAAAUCUCCGCUAUGGUGGCGAGCUGAGGGCAUUGUUAUGUGGAGAAAUGCAUGUUCUUGAUAGGGCAGAAGACAAGGUCUUCCCCAACCCUGGGGAUCUGAUCGAGAUCAAACGGGGACGUUUUGAGCACUGGGCCCUCUACUUGGGGAAAGGACAUGUCAUCCAUGCGACAAUUGGAGACACAUCCAGACACAGCAGUGGGUCUGCAUUUCUCAGAAAAGCCAUAGUGAAGAAGGAGGAUCUGAAGGAUGUGGUGGGAAAUCAUAGAUGGCGUGUCAACAACAAGUAUGACUGUUACCGCACUCCUUUCCCGAUGAAGGAGAUCAUCCGGCGUGCUGAGCCAUGGAUUGGCAAGGAGCUGCCAUAUCGUUUGUUCCGCAAGAACUGUGAGCACUUUGUGACCAUGCUUCGCUACGGAGAUGGAGUCUCUCGCCAGGCCAAGGCAGCACUUCAAAAUAUCAAUUCCAUUUCUUCUGUAGUGACGGCUGGGAUAGGAGUUACCAGUCUUGCAGUUGCGGCUGGUAUUCCUGUGGUUGGUCUUCCUCUUUUGGCCUGUGCUCCUUUUGUGGUUGCUGGUGGUGGUGGUCUGCUUGCCAGUAUUGGUUUCACUUCCAGUAAUAUUGCUCGUUCCUUCUCUUCUGCCCAGUUUGAAAAGGCAGGGAGAGAUAUACUAGAACAGAGUUGCUGUUAGGAAGAGCUCAAGCAAGGCAUGGAGUCCCUGGUCAUUGUUCAGCUUUUGCCACAAGUGUAAUGAACGCUUACUAGCAACUGCUGUGAUAAUUAAUUCAAAGACUUAUUAAAAUGCAAAAAUCCAAACUCA
This is a messenger RNA of Zonotrichia albicollis (white-throated sparrow), 1194 nucleotides long. The record is from RefSeq and is a predicted model, not a curated record. Lineage: Eukaryota; Metazoa; Chordata; Aves; Passeriformes; Passerellidae.